UAUUGUGGUUUCAGGAUGAUGGAAAACUACACCUACAACAGUUUGGUGCUACAGAUGGAGAGACUAAAUAUCUCUGAGGAUUACGUUCAUGCCGUCUUUGUUGUCAUCUUUUUCACCUACAUGUUUAUUAUGGUGGCAAACGCAGGCAUCACACUUCUGAUUUUUAUCAAUAAGAACCUUCACCAGCCCAUGUUUCUGCUUUACUGUAACCUGUCACUUAACGAUAUCCUGGGCAACUGUGUCGUGAUACCACGUUUCCUCUCAGACAUGUUGAUGUCCACAUCUGAACGCUUUAUUAAUUUUCAUGAGUGUGUUGUCCAAGCAUUCAUCACAAUGUUAUACGGAACUGCUGCUCACACUGUGCUCAUGAUUAUGGCUUUUGACAGAUAUGUGGCCAUCUGUAAUCCUCUUCACUACACCACCAUCAUGACCACUAACAUGGUGUGGAAGCUGUCGCUCUCUGCCUGGGGAGUGGGUUUUGUUCUGGUCGGGAUUCUGAUCGGUCUGUCCGUCCGACUCAACAGAUGCAGGACUCUGAUCACAAAUCUUUACUGUGACAACGCCUCACUGUUCAAACUAUCCUGUGACAGCGUCUUCAUCAAUAAUGUCUAUGGUCUCACCUUCACUGUGGUCUUAUUUACAUCUUCUAUCUGCAGCAUGUUUCUCACGUACACUAAGAUUACAGUCAUCUGUCUGACCAGUAAGAACAAAUCUCUGAACAAGAAGGCCUUAAAGACCUGCAGCACUCAUCUCACCGUCUAUCUGAUCAUGUUUAUUUGUGGAAUUACUGUCGUUAUCCUGAAUCGGUUCCCACAGUACUCGUAUUACAGGAAAUUCUUUGCCAUUCUAAUUCGUCUGAUCCCAGGUAGUCUUAACCCCAUUAUUUAUGGAAUACAAUCAGCAGAAAUUCGCAAAUCCUUAUCAAAAUUAUUCGGCAGUAAAUGUGUUUAA
Messenger RNA from Thalassophryne amazonica, 951 nucleotides. Its product is annotated as olfactory receptor 52N5-like. Gene Ontology annotation, molecular function: olfactory receptor activity; G protein-coupled receptor activity. The transcript has 2 exons. Gene Ontology annotation, biological process: G protein-coupled receptor signaling pathway. The record is from RefSeq and is a predicted model, not a curated record. The coding region runs from base 16 to 951 and encodes 311 amino acids. NCBI's taxonomy places the organism in Eukaryota, Metazoa, Chordata, Actinopteri, Batrachoidiformes, Batrachoididae. Gene Ontology annotation, cellular component: membrane.